CCAUGAUAAGCAAAAGCUCAAACUUGCCUGGAGAUAGCCAUAGUGAUAUUUAAAUGUGUGGGUUAAUUUCUUAUCCAUUGUAAUAACUGAAUUUCUCUUCCUUUGUCCCCCCUGCCCCCCUUCUACUUCUUUGCUUUCUAUUUCUGCUCUGAGGCCCUGGGCACAGCACUGUCUGCAGGCAAUAGCUCUAGAGCAUAUUGAAGGACACUCUUAGAACGAAUAGUUUGUUUCCUGGCAUCUGGAUUCCUGCUCCUUUUUCGAAAUGGCAGGUGUGAAUGUCUUUAUAAAAUAUUCUAUGUUUAUCUUCAACUUCGUGUUGUGGCUAUGUGGUAUGCUGAUCCUGGCAGUAGCAAUAUGGAUACGAGCAAACAUAUAUAAUAAAGAGAUCGUCAAUUCUGGGGACACUGAGGUUAGCUCCAAUGCUCCUGUGAAUAUCUUGAUUGCUGCAGGUGCCAUCAUCAUGAUUCUGGGUUUCCUGGGAUGUUGGGGUGCCAUAAAAGAGAAUCGCUUCAUGCUUCUUUUGUAUUUCAUAGGCUUGUCCCUGAUCAUGGUCCUGCAGGUGAUAUCAGGUAUCAUGGAAUCUUCUUCCAAAUCUAAGUCUGAGAGCAAAUUGGAUAGGACUCUUCGUGAAAAUGCAAAGCUCUUGAGUGAAACAAGUGAAAGAGGAAAACAAUUCCGGAAAAUCAUGGCUGAAUUUCAACAAGAGAAUAAAUGCUGUGGUUUGUUCAAUGGAGCUGAUGAUUGGGGAACUAAUUUUGAACAAAUUUAUGAGACAUGUAAAUGUUCAAAGCCAUCAGAUUCUUGUAUAUCUUAUGCUGGAAGAAACAUUCAUAAACAGACAUGUACUCCUUUGAUAAAAGACUUAGUUUUAAAUCGCAGUAAGAUGAUUAUUGGAACAUCAUUUGGAGUGGCAGUUGUUGAGGUACUUGGUUUAGUGUUUUCUAUGAUCCUGUAUCGCCAGAUUGGGAAAAAAUGAAUACAUGGACAUGUCAAGUUACCAUCAGUCAGACCUUUUAAAAUCUUACUUUGGCUUUGUGACUUUAAAUAUACAAGUGCUCUAUCUGUCAGAAGCAGCUGUCUUACUGAAAUGUCUCCUUUAAUAAGACUAUAGAUACCUUCUUUGGUGCUUUUUUUUUGGAUGUCUGAUCAUUGUGUUCAGGUGGUUCUGUGCUUAUAAUGUUCAUCUGGAAUAAUCCUCAUUUCCAGGUGACAGGGGCCAUAGAAACAAGACUCUUGUGAGCUUUAGUAGUCAUUGGUGACAAAAUUGAAUUAAGUCUGAAGUUAAAAAAAUCGAGAGUGAUCUGGCUGAGUUGCUACCGCUUUUCUGCUGUGUGUCACUACUGCUAAUGGUGCCUCUCUUUUGCCACCUACCUUGUGGUGGGGACAAGAUCUGAGAGCUCCCCUCACAGCCACUGGGUCUCUGGUACCUGGAUCUCAGACACUUAAAAUUUACUUGUUAUUAAUGUACAGUAUACAUAUAGUAAAAUAAAUGAAUCUUAAAUGUGUAGCUCUGUGAAUAGGUAUAUGCCUGUGUGCUCCUCCCUGCCACAUCUGGGCAGUGUGCUGAAGCUGGCUCAUGCCAAUUUGCCAGAGCAGAUUGUACACAUAGGCAUCUCAAGUCUGAAUAAGACUGUGUCCAGUGACAUCAUCUUGUUAACUUGUAACCUACCAUAAUGGGAGUAUUUUCACCAAGGAAAUUGGCAAAUACUAUCAAAUUUAGGCUCUUAUUAUUUUAAGAACUGGUUGGUAAACAUAUCUAUAUACUCCGCCUCUCAGAAAAUAGCUUCCCAAAAGUAACUACUCUUUUGGCAACCAUGACUAUGGAUUCAUAUUGCCUGGUCUUAAACCUUCUCUAAAGGGAAUAAUAAAUUAUACACUCUGGCUUGUUUUGCACAGCAUUUUGUCUGUGAGAAUCAUCUAUGUUAUUGCAUGUAGCUGUAGUUCAUUCUCAUCGCUAUGUAAUAUUCCACUGUAUAUGAAUAUAUCACAAUGUAUUUAUCCAUUCUUCUGUUGAUGGGCAUUUGGUUCUCUAUUAUGAAUAAAGCUGCUAUAAACAUUC
Messenger RNA from Sciurus carolinensis (gray squirrel), 2059 nucleotides. It is a transcript of the gene Tspan8, whose product is annotated as tetraspanin 8. The coding region runs from base 263 to 976 and encodes 237 amino acids. The record is from RefSeq and is a predicted model, not a curated record. Gene Ontology annotation, cellular component: membrane. The transcript has 8 exons. NCBI's taxonomy places the organism in Eukaryota, Metazoa, Chordata, Mammalia, Rodentia, Sciuridae.